AGUGAGGGCUGGACGUGGAAAUGUGGUGACGGGAAUCAAGAAAAAAAUGGAUAUCAUGCUGGCACGCUAACCCAAAUACUGACGCAAACGUAAUUUAAAAUACCAUUUAACCAUUGAUUGUUAUAUCAACAGACUAAUUUUCCCAGGACAUCAUUACCUAGGCCCCAGGUUGCUCCUCUCCUUCCCAUAACUCUGCCCCAGUGGUCCUUAUUUUCAAUGAGUAGGAGGGCUAUGGAUUCUGGCCCAAGGAAGGAAAGACACCGGUUGUAGUUGGAUCUGGGGAUGUGCCAUGGGCUACGACGUCACCCGGUUCCAGGGGGAAGUAGAUGAGGACCUGCUGUGCCCCAUCUGCAGUGGAGUCCUGGAGGAGCCCGUGCAGGCCCCUCACUGCGAGCACGCCUUCUGCAAUGCCUGCAUCACCCAGUGGUUCUCCCAGCAGCAGAUAUGCCCCGUGGACCGCAGCGUGGUGACACUGGCCCACCUGCGCCCCGUGCCCCGCAUCAUGCGCAACAUGCUGUCCAAGCUGCAGAUCACCUGCGACAACGCCGGCUUCGGCUGCACCGCCGUGCUGCGCCUCGACCAGCUGCAGUCGCACCUCAGGGACUGCCAGCACAACCCCAAGAGGCCCUUCCAGUGCGAGCAGGGCUGCGGACUGGAGAUGCCUAAAGACGAGGUACCCAGCCACAACUGCAUCAAACACCUGCGCAGCGUGGUGCAGCAACAGCAGGGCAAGGUCACCGACCUGGACAAGACUACUGCUGAACACAAGCACCAGCUAGCAGAGCAGAAACGGGACAUCCAGCUGUUGAAGGCGUACAUGAGAGCCAUCCGCAGUGCCAACCCCAACCUACAGAACCUCGAGGAGACCAUUGAGUACAAUGAGAUCCUAGAGUGGGUGAACUCCCUCCAGCCAGCGCGUGUCACCCGCUGGGGCGGCAUGAUCUCGACACCGGACGCUGUCCUCCAGGCGGUCAUCAAGCGCUCGCUCAUCGACAGCGGCUGCCCGCCUUCCAUUGUCAACGACUUGAUCGAGAACGCCCACGAGAGGAACUGGCCCACCGGCCUGGCCACGCUGGAGACGCGGCAGAUGAACCGGCGCUACUAUGAGAAUUACGUGGCCAAGCGUAUCCCCGGGAAACAGGCAGUGGUGGCGAUGGCCUGUGAGAACCAGCAUAUGGGUGAGGACAUGAUCCUGGAGCCAGGCCUGGUCAUGAUCUUCGCCCACGGGGUGGAGGAGAUACUAUGACCCGGCUGAGGGUGGUGGAGAGCAGAGGGGAGACUGACCUGAACUGAGUAGAGGAGGGAGCAGGGGAUGCUGUAACUCUACAGUUGCAUCCCAAAUUCUACCCUGUUCUCUAUGGGCCCUGGUCAAAAGUAGUGCACUGUAAAGGGAAUAGGGUGCCUAUAAGAUAGUAAGAGGAGGGGAAGAGCCUAUGACAAAGCAGGGAUUAAGGAGAUAUGACACCAGCACCAGUAGACGGGUAUAGGGCAGGAGGUUGGCAACAGGUGGCCCACGAGCCAAAACCAGCCCGCAAGUGUUUUUUUGGCCCCCUAAAGCUUUUAGCAAUUUUGCGGCGAUUUUAGUUUUUUUGUCCAAAAAAUACUAAAAUCACCAGGAAAUCAGCUAAGAAUCUGUUGAGUUUAGGAAAUCUGUUCAAGUAUUCCCACUAAUAAAAAUAAAAAAAGAGAGCUGUGA
Salvelinus namaycush (lake trout) is the source of this 1696-nucleotide messenger RNA. RefSeq names its product E3 ubiquitin-protein ligase NRDP1-like. The record is from RefSeq and is a predicted model, not a curated record. Gene Ontology annotation, biological process: protein K63-linked ubiquitination; tumor necrosis factor-mediated signaling pathway; regulation of canonical NF-kappaB signal transduction. The transcript has 7 exons. Gene Ontology annotation, cellular component: plasma membrane signaling receptor complex. The coding region runs from base 290 to 1246 and encodes 318 amino acids. NCBI's taxonomy places the organism in Eukaryota, Metazoa, Chordata, Actinopteri, Salmoniformes, Salmonidae. Gene Ontology annotation, molecular function: ubiquitin protein ligase activity.